AUGACUGCCACCAUCUCAGCUCUGACAAGGGCUGAGACUUUGAGUCUCUUUUCGAUAACAGCAGCAUGCGUUGGGAUUCUCGCCAACACCCUCCAGGGCGAUGGUGCCCCCCUUGCCGCAUCCCUUGCCCUCAGCGGAAUAGCCUUUACCGCAACUUAUUCGAUGAUUCGAUGGCUAGGCCCGACAUUUAUCAAAGCCGGAUUGAAAGGGGUGGACAUGAGCAAGCAUCACAAGAGAGAUAUACCUGAAUGCAUGGGGGGUGUAUGCGCCGUGGUCUAUCUGCUUGUGGUCAUUGUCUUCAUCCCCUUUCCAUUUUACAAGGAUAUAGUGGCAGCCACGAGUGGUGGAGGCAACCGGGAUGUUGUUCUGGAGGUGCAGCAUGUUCAGCAAGGGCGCUUCUUACAUCGGUUCCCUCAUAGCAAGCUCGGCGCCUAUCUGUCUGCCAUCAUAUCCCUCCAGUCUAUCGCCCUUCUGGGAAUUGGUGAUGAUCUUUUCGACAUCCGCUGGCGCCACAAGCUCUUCAUUCCCGCAUUUUCCUCGAUCCCUCUCCUCGUCAUCUACUUUGUCGAUUUCGGAGUCACCUCGGUCGUGGUGCCCAUUCCCCUACAACCGUACCUGGGCGAAUUGUUCAACAUCGGCUCUCUCUACUACGCCUACAUGGCCUGUGUUGCCAUCUUCAGCCCCAAUAGCAUCAACAUCCUCGCGGGAAUCAACGGGAUCGAGGUGGCUCAGUCUAUAGUCAUUGCGCUUCUUCUGGCCCUGAACGACUGUCUCUACCUCCUCACCCCCUACCCCCAUCCGGCGACCGAUUCCCACCUGUUCUCCCUCUAUUUCUUGCUGCCAUUCCUCGGGGUUUCCUUUGCGCUACUCUGCCACAACUGGUACCCGGCACGAGUAUUUGUGGGAGACACAUACUGCUAUUUUGCGGGGAUGGUGUUUGUGGUUGUCAGCAUUCUCGGUCACUUCAGCAAGACCCUCAUACUACUCCUCAUACCCCAGAUCUUCAAUUUCAUAUACUCGGCCCCGCAGCUCUUUGGUCUUGUUCCCUGCCCUCGACAUCGGCUGCCGCGCUUCAACGCCAGGACCGGGUUACUCGAGGCCAGCGUUACUCUGUGGACUCCGGAGAGGCAGCCCAAGCGCCCCGUCGCUUGGGGGCUGCACCUGCUCCACAGGCUGAGGCUGCUCCGGGUGACAGCAGAUGCUGAAGGGAACAUUGUGGAGACGAGCAACUUCACCAUCAUCAAUCUGUGGCUCGUGUGGCGUGGCCCGUUGCGGGAAGACCGCCUGGCAAUAGAGCUCACGGCCAUGCAGACUCUGGUUGGCUUACUGGGCUUGUUUGUUCGGCACCGUUUGGCGUUAUUGGUCUUUAAGGAAGACAAUCUAGGUGUCUAA
Molecule: messenger RNA, 1392 nt
Organism: Phialemonium atrogriseum
Lineage: Eukaryota; Fungi; Ascomycota; Sordariomycetes; Cephalothecales; Cephalothecaceae
Product: glycosyl transferase family 4-domain-containing protein
Exons: 2
Coding region: 1-1392 (463 amino acids)
Biological process (GO): dolichol-linked oligosaccharide biosynthetic process; protein N-linked glycosylation
Cellular component (GO): membrane
Molecular function (GO): UDP-N-acetylglucosamine-dolichyl-phosphate N-acetylglucosaminephosphotransferase activity
Source: RefSeq, a predicted model, not a curated record